This is a messenger RNA of Closterium sp. NIES-65, 453 nucleotides long. NCBI's taxonomy places the organism in Eukaryota, Viridiplantae, Streptophyta, Zygnematophyceae, Desmidiales, Closteriaceae. The record is from the annotation of a GenBank genome assembly.
AUGAAGAUGCAUGAGAACGUGCACGAGAACGUGCAGGAGAACGUGCAGGAGAACGUGCACGAGAACGUGCACGAGAACGUGCAUGAGAACGUGCAUGAGAACGUGCAUGAGAACGUGCAUGAGAACGUGCAUGAGAACGUGCAUGAGAACGUGCAUCAGAGCGUGCACGAGAAUGUGCACGAGAACGUGCACGAGAACGUGCACGAGAACGUGUAUGAGAACGUGCAGGAGAACGUGCACGAGAACGUGCAUGAGAACGUGCAUGAGAACGUGCAUGAGAACGUGCAUGAGAACGUGCAUGAGAACGUGCAUGAGAACGUGCAUCAGAGCGUGCACGAGAAUGUGCACGAGAACGUGCACGAGAACGUGCACGAGAACGUGCACGAGAACUUGAGCAGCCCUUUCAGCGAUGUGGCGACCAGAGAGAGAGACAACUGCGCGGCGACCGCUUGA